This is a messenger RNA of Chelmon rostratus (copperband butterflyfish), 1121 nucleotides long. RefSeq lists its product as uncharacterized. The transcript is spliced from 5 exons. The record is from RefSeq and is a predicted model, not a curated record. NCBI's taxonomy places the organism in Eukaryota, Metazoa, Chordata, Actinopteri, Chaetodontiformes, Chaetodontidae. Bases 136 to 585 code for a protein of 149 amino acids.
CAAUAUGUUGGACCUGGAUGCAGCAAAGAAACAGACAACAGACAGACUAUGUGAGGAGGCGUGAUUCUUUUCUACAAUGGACUAAAACAGGAACACUGUUGCUGGACAGAAGGAGUGGGCCUCCACCAUCCUGCCAUGGAGGGGUCGACUUCAAGAAAAAAAACAGGAUAUGGACAUCACAGAAAAGAGGCCUCUGUUGGCCACCCGCCGCUGUCCCGUCAGUCCACAGCAGACCAGAGCAGCGAGGAGAGCGUUCAACCCAGGAGGCUGAAUGGUUCCUCAGUGGAGACACCCAGCUACCAGAACCUGCACCGGGAGCUGCUGCUCAGCCAUAAACGGGGCCUGCUGCUGGAGGAGAAACCGGAGCUGAAGCGAGUGUUGGAGCAGCGCAGACUGGAGCUGCACAAGGAAGAGGAGAUGGCCCGACGGGGGCCCUCAGAUCUCGAGACGGAGCUCCGCAAGAGGCAGCAGAAGCUGGAAGAGUACGAGCAGGAGGAGAUCAGGCGGCGGGAGAACCAGCAGAAGAUCCCAGAGUUUGUCCGUGUGAAGGACAACCUGAGGCGAACACAGACGUCUGAGCAGUGAGACCCCGAGGCUCCAAUCAGCCCCUGCAACACCUCACCAUAGUGGCCCUUUAUCUUUGUGUUCACUGUCUGCUAAGUUACAUCUAAAAAAAAAUAUCAUGCACACCGGGAAACGCAUAUUGCACACUUAGAAAUGUCCUCUUAAAACGUUGUCACGGUUCAGUUUCUGAUGAAGGAGUGGAAGUGCUCAUUUUGUAUUCAUAGUUAUGUGGAUCAGUAAUUGUUAAAGCUACAACUGUUGAGAGGGUAUUUUUUAUGUUUUUUAUGGUCAUUGUUAUUAUCUAUUUUUUCAAAUCAACUUCUCGUGCUGGAUUAAAGGAGCAUGAUACUGUUUUUUUGCUUGUCUAGUGGAAGGGCCACAUCAGUCUAACUCUUCACUUUCUAUAAGAUCACCCUGUGAUUGAGAUAUUUCUCUACAGAACUCUCCUGUAUCAACAGAGAUCCCCAGUGUUGCACAUUUGUAUGUUUGUUCACCUGUUUCUGUCAUGACUUUUAGUGUGUCCGUGUGCUGUGGAAAUAAAGGCUCUGUGGUUUGCA